This is a messenger RNA of Aureobasidium pullulans EXF-150, 2932 nucleotides long. RefSeq lists its product as uncharacterized. NCBI's taxonomy places the organism in Eukaryota, Fungi, Ascomycota, Dothideomycetes, Dothideales, Saccotheciaceae. Gene Ontology annotation, molecular function: structural constituent of nuclear pore. The record is from RefSeq and is a predicted model, not a curated record. The coding region runs from base 106 to 2727 and encodes 873 amino acids. The transcript is spliced from 5 exons. Gene Ontology annotation, biological process: regulation of DNA-templated transcription; post-transcriptional tethering of RNA polymerase II gene DNA at nuclear periphery; mRNA export from nucleus. Gene Ontology annotation, cellular component: nuclear pore outer ring; nuclear pore.
AAUCCACAUGUCAAUCCUUCGCCAAAACAGCUGUCUCGACGCGCUAUUUCAUAUCAAUACCCAGGGCGUCUGAUUCUACUCGAACUUUGACUGUGGGCAUAAACAAUGGCACCCGUGACGAGGAAGACUGCCAGCUCUGGCGCAUUCAAGCCCGUCCACCGCAAGACCUCUCAGACCAACACGAACUCCUUUGCCGAUAUUGCGCGCACCAACGGCUACUCCAUUUCCCAGAACGGCGACACAAAUCGAAGUGCACUAGUACCUAUCAACCAGCUUGCCGAUCAAAUCAACCCUUUGCGCGACAUGGCCGAUCGCGUUGGCCGUGAAGUCGACCACUUCGCAGAGACGCUCGACAAGUUCAAUGACCGCCUACACGGCCAGGAUGCCUACGACGCCGCUAUCGACUUGACCCAAGGAUACAGAGACUUUGCAAGUGGCAUGGUCAAGAAGCUCAAGAAACGUCACGAUGCUCAGCGCGUCAAUGAGAUGAAGAACGACUUUGGCAAGAGAGUCACUCAAUCUCCCAUACGAAGCUCCAGUGUUACGGCCAUUGUAGGCCCUGUGACACACAACGAUGGCGACGACGACAUGCCCGCACAAACCUCGCUCGAUACCCUCAGACAAUGGCAGGCUGAACUCGACACCUGGGACUUGUUCCGCAUCAUGCUCGACCUACGAUAUUCACCAAAGAAACAGCUCCGUCAACAAGAGAAGGAAGCAAGAUUGGCAGAACUAGGAACACAGAACACAUACACAUCCGACGCCGAGCUUUGGGAACGUUUCACACUGGACAACGAUUCGGCGAGAGAGCGACAUCUGGUCGUGAAAUGGCUUCAAGCCGCUGCCAAUCAUGGCGAAAGUGACAUCGAAGCCAUUGCCGAUGAGCUGGAGAAGAAGUCUGGGAGAGGCACUGGCAUUUGGUUCAACGGCUGGAUGGAGACUCGCGAGAGAAUCAAGGGCACAAAGAGAAUGCGCGUUUAUUCGACCGCCUCGCCGGAAUCCCUGGACGUAAAGCGCACCCACAGCAACGAGCCUUUGGUAUCUUCGCUGGACCCAGACGCCCCCACUCGUCAAUACCGUGUUUUGGAAAAGGCUGACGAAUACUCGGAAAGGGCCCUCUGGAUGACUUGCUGGGAAAUGCUAAGACGUGGUCAUUCAUGGUUCGAUAUUUGCCAAUGGUGCUCUGAACGCAACCAGAGCUGGCGUGCUGUGAGCAUGGCUGCUUCUUCCGACUCGGAUGCAAACAUUGCUCUUCCCGGAGCCUCCGCUGGUUCAUUAUGGCGUCGCAUGUGCUACAGUCUUGUGCAAGGGGGAAGCACAGAUGAGUAUGAAGCAGCUGUCUACGGUGUACUCAGCGGCGACCUGGACUCGGUCAAGCGGGUUUGUCAGAGCUGGGACGACUGCAUUUUUGCCCACUACAACUCGUUGUUGAUCGGUCAGCUCGAGGAGUAUCUACAGAAAAGCUUCCCGGAGAGAUUCUCAUCUGGCAUUACCAACAGAUUCGCUCUAUUCGAUUCCCUGAGGCACCAUGGCGACCAGAAGGAUGUUGCUCAAAAUCUGAUUAGGCGGCUCAUGGAGCAAUCCUCUACCUCGCAGGAGGCUCAACAGCCCCUUAAGUUGCUUCAAGGCAGCCUCAUCGCUGACACGUUCAGCGACUUGUGCAAGAAUCUAGCAACCGCCAUUUCUGAUGCUGCCUGGUACCAAACCACAUCAACAACCAUUGCCCCUCUGCGUACAGCUGUCUCUCCAGACACCCAGCGGGAAAGCGUCAUUUUCAACGACUAUGAUUCUCUGAGAAUCGUCACUCACAUGGUUCUGAUGCUUCGCGAGUUCCACGAACCUCUUUCAGAUACCAAGACCGAUCCCCAAGCCCUCGACAACAUCAUCGCUGCCUAUAUUCAGCUACUGCGUGCGGCUGGUAAAUGGGAUCUCACGCCAGUCUACGCGGCCCGAAUGUCUCCUGUUCGUGGAACCAAAUCGCUUGCGCAGACCAUGACCGAUGUACAGACACCUCAGGAGAAGAUGCACUUUACUAAGCUGAUGGCUAUGUAUGGCAUUGAUACAGUCGCUGUACUGAUUGAACAGACCAAGUACCUCAUGGAAGAAGUCUUGCCUAUCAAGUCCAACGGGCAGCGCAACCUCAAAAUCAUUGAGAAUUCCAAAGAGGAUAUCUACCCUGGUCAAAGAGUCAAGUUGGAUUUCGUCGAGGAUGGUCAAGGCGGCGAAGGCAUUGCCGACCAUCUUGGUGUCUUCCACCUCAUCGAAGGCCAAUGGGAUAUCACAUUCCAGACUCUUGCCUAUGCUUGUAGAAAGUUGCUGCUAAGCGGAUGCUUCCAAGAAGCAUCUCACCUUGUUGAUCAACUCUCCUUCGACAUGCUGUGCGGUGCGAAAUCCAGAUCCAUCCUGGGCACAUCCGUGAAUGUGAUGGACCGCGAGGAGACUUCGUUGCUUCUACAAGAUGUGGAGCAUGUCGCAAAGCUCCGCGUCCUCCAGAAGCAGUGCAGAGGGUAUUACGAGCUUAGCCUGCUUGUGAAAGCUGUGGAUGCUCUGAAUGUCUGGAGGAGGGUGGAGCAUGACUAUGCCACCAAGGUCCCGCGGCCCAGCUCCUUACCUGCAAAGGUCAAGGCAGCCUUUGAGAACACAUGUGCUGCUAUUGAGCCCGUCUUGAGCGGUAUUCUCCUGCACGCCAAAGAUGGUACGCAGGAUCCACAUCUACCUACGAUGUAGCUCUGAACUGAUGUGAAAGCAGAUGAUGAAGCCGCCGACCUGAUCAAGAUCCGCAACUGGUAUCUUCCAGAGAUCGUACUUGCUUACAACGCAGUGCUCUGCGCCGCUGCACACAUGAUCAGCCGCGACCACCUGCUGAGAAGCAUGGAGUUGGCAAAUGACGUCGCCAACGACAAGACUGGCCUGGCAGAGUGCUUCAUGGAGU